Molecule: messenger RNA, 2654 nt
Organism: Diospyros lotus (date-plum)
Lineage: Eukaryota; Viridiplantae; Streptophyta; Magnoliopsida; Ericales; Ebenaceae
Product: G-type lectin S-receptor-like serine/threonine-protein kinase SD1-1
Exons: 8
Coding region: 93-2543 (816 amino acids)
Biological process (GO): protein phosphorylation; recognition of pollen
Molecular function (GO): ATP binding; protein serine/threonine kinase activity
Source: RefSeq, a predicted model, not a curated record
UAUUAAUUAAUUCUUCCGUUUGCUUCCUUUUUUUCAGCAGCCCCGUCGUUCCCAAGUAUCACUCCAUCAUCAGCAACCUUAAAGAACAAAGGAUGAAUCCGGAAAACUGGGUUUUGAUCAUUUCCUUGCUUCCAUUUCUUUUUAUUAAAAUCUGCACUUCACUUGAUACCCUAACUCCAAACCAGUCCUUGAAAAACGACGGCCUUCUCGUAUCGGCGGCCGGCACCUUCGCUCUCGGGUUCUUCAGUCUCGGAAAUCCCACUCACACGUACGUCGGAAUACGGUUCAACAAGAUCUCCAAUCAAAGCGUAGUUUGGGUCGGAAACAGAGCCAAUCCCAUCAAUGGAACCUCAGGUGUUCUUUCCAUCAACGAAGAUGGCAACCUUAUCCUCCAGGUAAACAACAACCAAACAAUCCUAAUCUCGCGGACAAAUGUCAAAACAACCAACUGCUCGGCUCGGCUUUUGGAUUCCGGGAAUUUGAUAUUGUUUUAUAAUGAUGAGAGCGGCAAAAGCGUUGUCGCAUGGCAAAGUUUUGAUUAUCCGACCGACACGCAGCUGCCCGGGAUGAAGCUGGGGCUGGACCGGAGGUCCGGUCUGGACCGGGUCCUGACAUCGUGGAAGUCACGAACCGACCCGAGUCCGGGAGAGUACAAUUACAGAGUCGACCCAGACGGGUUGCCCCAGCUGGUGGUAAACCGGGGGUCAGAGCGGCGGUGGCGGAGCAUUCCGUGGAUGGGGAGCCGGUGGAUCGGCAGGGAGGCGAUGGCGAAUAGCUUUCUGUUCAAAGCCAUAUUUGCAGACAACGAGGACGAGGUGUCCGAGGUUUACAGCGUGGAGAAUGAUUCCAUUAUGUGGAAGUUUCUGGACGAGUCUGGGACCAUUCGGAUGAUGCGGUGGAUGGAGCGCGACCGGCGGUGGGGGGAGCUGAUGUCGCUGCCGAAGGACCGGUGCGACGAUUACGGCUGCUGCGGGCCGUUUGGGUACUGCGAUUCGAAUAAGGGGGUGGAGUCUCAGUGCAAUUGCUUGCCUGGGUACGAGCCCAGGUCGCCGCGCGAGUGGAGAUUGGGGAAUGGGUCAGGUGGGUGCAAGAGGAAGCGGGCGCUUUCAAUGUGUAAGAACGGAGAAUGGUUCAAGAAAGUUGAAAAUGUAAAGAUUCCAGACACAUCACAGAAGACAUUUGGACGGACAAAGUUGAGCAUGGAAGAGUGCAAGAAAGAGUGCUUCAACAACUGCACUUGUGCGGCCUACACAAGUUUAGAGAGCGGAGAGUGUGUCACUUGGCAUGGUGAUUUAAUGGACAUGAGGAUUUUUAAUGGGGGACUAGACUUGUACAUUCGAGUGGAUGCAGAGGAGCCAACUCAACAAUCAAAGAAAUCCGGAAAUCUUCGUGGAAAAAAUUUGGCCAUUGUGGUUACAUCAAUUGUUGUGACAGUGGUCAUGAUUACCUACUUCGUUUGUUGGCUGGUGCUCAGGAGGACCAAAAAAGUAGAUUCAGAACACAACUAUCAACCCUUUGAUGAAGAAAAUCUAGAACUGCCGAUGUUUGAUAUGUUCACCAUUGCCGGGGCAACGGACAAGUUUUCAGAUAAGAACAUAAUUGGAGAAGGUGGUUUCGGACAAGUUUACAAGGGGCAACUAUCAAAUGGAAAAGUGAUAGCAGUGAAGCGGCUCUCAGCAAACUCCAAUCAAGGCCUCAAUGAAUUUAAAAACGAGGUUAUGUUGAUUGCCAAACUUCAACAUCGUAAUCUAGUUAAGCUUUUGGGAUGCUGCAUCCAUGGGGAAGAAAGAAUGCUAGUUUAUGAGUAUAUGAACAAUGGAAGCUUGGAUUCCUUCAUUUUUGCAGGUCAAGAAAACACAAGAAAUUUGCUCGCAUGGGGAGGGCGAUUGGAUAUAAUCGUUGGGAUUGCUCGAGGGAUUCUUUACCUUCACCAAGACUCUAGAUUGACAGUCAUUCAUAGGGAUCUUAAAGCUAGCAAUGUCCUACUUGACAGUGAAAUGAACCCAAAAAUUUCAGAUUUUGGUCUUGCUAAAACUUUUGGAGGUCAUCAAUCAUCAGCACAAACCAAAAAUGUUGUUGGAACUUAUGGUUACAUAGCUCCGGAAUAUGUAGUGGAUGGCAUUUUUUCAAUGAAAUCAGACAUUUUUAGCUUUGGAGUCAUAGUUCUAGAAAUAAUUAGUGGCAAAAGGAAUAGAAUGUUCCAUCAUCCAGACCAUGACCUUAAUCUUCUUGGACAUGCUUGGAACCUUUGGAUUGAAGGAAAGGGAAUUGAGCUUUUGGAUCCAAAGGUGGAGAGUCCCUUUUCAGCGUCAGAGUUGUUAAAGUAUAUACAAGUUGGUCUUCUGUGUGUGCAGAAAAGCCCUGAAGACAGACCAAGCAUGGCUUCGGUGCUCUUAAUGUUGAUUACUGAUACUGUAAUGUUGCCCCAGCCCAAGAAGCCUGGCUUUUAUACGGAGAGGAAUUACGUUGAGGCUGAUUAUUUGCUUUCUGAGAGUACUGGAGGUACCAAUGAGAUGACUAUGACACAAAUAGUGCCUCGAUAAAUAUCAUCCUACAUGCCCAUGAGAACAAUUAAUAAUUCUUAUAAUUGUAACUCGAAAUUCAAAUUUGAUUGAGAUUUGAACUCUUAAUUUGACUGUGAUUAUGAUUUUGAA